UUCUCUUUGAAUUUGAUUAAGAAAACCAAACUGGUCUGAUUUCUAAAAGGCUAAAACCCUUUCUUUCUCUUCAAAUUUUCUUCCUUUUUGCUACAUUUUUCUUGGGGAGACUUAUAAAUGUGGCAAAAUCAGGCCAAUCAUUCUUCUUACAGUGAUUCUGUCAAGGCUCUUGAAGAUGAUAUACAACAUGCUAAUUCCUUGGCAUUGUCACUUCCUGGAGAUUGUGAUGGGAACUUUUUUCAGAUGAAAUUAUCUUACAGCCCCUUUGCACCUCUUUUCUUGCACUUGAUUCAAUGGUUGGAUCUUAGUUGCACAGAUACUUUACCUGUGUAUUUGGGAUUACUCCAUAUACUAAUUUUCAAUGUAUACGCUGAUGGAAUACCAUCUAUUUCCUCAAGUGAAAGGAAAGCAACUAUAAAGGAAUUUUAUGCUGUUAUAUACCCUUCAUUAAGGUUGCUUCAAGGCGAGUUUAACAAUGAUCCAAGACACAGUUAUGCAGAAGUGAAGAGAAAGAGGCUUGAAAAGGUUCUCAGUAAAGAUUUAGAGGGAGAUGAAGAAUGUGGCAUAUGCAUGGAAAACAACAUGAAGAUGGUUCUGCCUAAUUGUGGACAUUCCUUCUGCAUAAGUUGCUUCCAUGAUUGGUAAUGUCAGAUGCCACAACAGAGUUAAAUUCCUUUGCCUAUUCUGAUAACUUCUUUUUUUCAUAAAUGAGAAAAUACAAUAGAAAUAAAUCAGUUUUUUUACU
This is a messenger RNA of Vigna umbellata (rice bean), 745 nucleotides long. Lineage: Eukaryota; Viridiplantae; Streptophyta; Magnoliopsida; Fabales; Fabaceae. The record is from RefSeq and is a predicted model, not a curated record.